CCACACCCCUGCAUUUUUUAGCAGGCAGUGACACUGCAUCCCUGUCCCUCCUGGCUUAAUGGAUAAAACCUUUUUGGAUUGUUGCCCCAAACCUAAACAACAGGGAGACAUGUGUCUGCAAACUACAUGACAAUGCUCAAAUGAAAGCAGACAGGCUCAAGCACCUCGGUAUUAUUAAUUCACCAAGCUUGAGCAAAGUCGCAGAGGAGUUGUGCUGUGACACUCAGGCUAAAGCUUGCAUGUACAGGGAAUGUCUCUCAUGUAAGAACAAGUCUCUCACACAAACCACAAGUACUGGUAUAGCAGGAACAGAAGCCACAUGGUGGUACCAGUGGCUCACGAAAAAAGAAGAUUAUGAAAAAGAAAAGGAUGGAAAAAGACAGAAGAUAACUGUUACAAAAACGGUUAAACAGAGAUGUGAGGGCAGCCCAGAGCACCUUUUGGAAGAUUUUGAGAGAGAAAUGAAAGCCAAAGUGUGCAAGCACCUGUUCAACAUCCACCACCAGUACACACAGCUACAAUUCCUGCAUAGAUCUCUGAAAGAAGAAGAAGCUAUUCUUCACAUUGACUAUGCAGAAAACUGGCAGUGCAAAUAUGCAAAGGAGGUGCAGCAAGUCCAUUUUGGAGCAUCCCACAGGCAGACUACACUGCACAAUGCUGUUGUGUACACCACAGAUUGUACACUGACAUUCUGUGCCUUGUCACCUUCCAUGAAGCAUGAUCCUCCUGCCAUUUGGGCUCAGCUUGAACCCGUUCUUCAGUUCCUGAAGGAGAACCAUCCGAGGAUCCAAAAGCUCUUCUUCAUCAGCGAUGGGCCGACCAUGCAAUAUAGAGGAAAGAAGAACUUCUAUCUCUUGAGCACCAUUCCUUUCCAGAUGGGAUUUACUGCUGUAAACUGGAGUUUCCUGGAAGCUGGUCAUGGGAAAGGGCCUGCCGAUGGCGUUGGAGCCACCAUGAAGAGAACUGCUGAUUCACAGGUAGCCAGGGGCACUGACAUACCCACAGCGAAAGCCCUCUAUGACACACUCCUUCCUCUCACCAAAGUCAAGCUCCUCUAUGUGGAGGAAGACCAGAUAAACAGAGUGAGCACACUCCUUCCAAAAGAGCUCACCACCAUCAAAGGUACACUGAGCAUUCAUCAAGUUGUCUGCACUACGCCUGGCAUUAUCCAUUAUAGAGUGCUCAGCUGCUUCUGCAGCAGAGAGGUCAUCUGUCCCUGUUUCCUACCAUCGUCCACCAACAUUGCACCACAAGUACAGCCUGGAAGAGAUGUAAGAACAUCUGAACCAACAGCCCAAGAAGAUGUAAGCCAUGCCACCUCAAGCUCUGGGUGUGAAGGGACUCUCUGUCCAGUUGAUGACAUCACUGAAGACCUUGUUGGAAAGUGGUGUGUCAUCACAUAUGACGAUGACCCAUAUCCUGGAAUCAUUGAGGACAUAGAAGAAGGUGCCCUUGAGGUCAAUGUCAUGCACAACAUUGGGCGAAACCGCUUUUAUUGGCCGCGACUAGAGGACAAGAUCUGGUACACAGUGGACAAGGUUGUCACCUUAAUCCCUCCACCAGAAGACGUCACACAGAGGCAUGUCCAGAUCAACCCAAGAGUGUUCACCGCAGUAUGGGAAAAGAUAAACUUGUGAAUGGAUUUUUGAUGGUGUAUGACACUGAACCCCGUUAAACAUACAGUAACAGUUAGUUUUCAAUGUUUUCUUUUUCAUUUUUACUGAACCCAGUUGGGUUAUGUUUGUACUUUAAAUGGUUCGCGACGAACAAUUGUUAUGUCCUUAAGAUUAAAUGA
Molecule: messenger RNA, 1795 nt
Organism: Pleuronectes platessa (European plaice)
Lineage: Eukaryota; Metazoa; Chordata; Actinopteri; Pleuronectiformes; Pleuronectidae
Exons: 3
Coding region: 141-1637 (498 amino acids)
Source: RefSeq, a predicted model, not a curated record